CUUUUAAAAAUGGGCAUCCAAAGUUAUUACAGCAAUCUAAAGGAGAAAAUCCUGAAGAUCACAAAAAAAGAAGAACCAACCAAGGAACUGGUGAACCCUCCUCAAAGGCAUAAUCUUGGCGAGGAGAUACGUCUAUUGGUGCAUUCAAAAUCCUUUGAAAAUGCCUACAGAACAGCCGCCCCCUUUCUUUUUGCCAGUUUGGGGGCGUGGCCGGGGUAUUGGCUUUUCCGGGGAAUGGAUUAUCAAGUUCAUCGAUCGCAUAUUCCAUUGCCCAUCUAUAUAAGACAGACUUAUUAUCAAGCCAAAGUGGUGCAGCUUUUUAUUAUAUUGGCUGGCACUUAUACAGUGUUUAGAAAUAACAAUCAAUUGCGUUUGAUGAACACAAAUAGCGAGGGAAAAUUUUAGAGCCUGGAAAAUACUUGCAAUGGAUGUCCAUAAGAUAUUUAAAAAACUAAAUUCAAAAG
Molecule: messenger RNA, 464 nt
Organism: Drosophila takahashii
Lineage: Eukaryota; Metazoa; Arthropoda; Insecta; Diptera; Drosophilidae
Source: RefSeq, a predicted model, not a curated record